AUGAAGGCUCAGAUCUUCCUCCAAGCAUGUACUCUCUUUGCGGCUGUUGCAGCAGCCCCGUACCCCAACGAACGCCGUGACCCCGUCAGCAAUCCUGGAAUGCCAUCUGCAUACCGCCCGAAGGUCCAGGUCACAGAGGCCGAAGUGAAGGAGGUCGAAGCUCGGGCUGCAAACACGAAGAGAUACACCCCGAAGUCCCAGGUCAAAGAGCCCGAAGUAAGGAAGGAGGCUGAUCUCAUGAAGAGAUACAGCCCAGCGUACGAGGUCAAGGAGGCCGAAGUAAGGAAGGAGGCUGAUCUCAUGAAGAGAUACACCCCGAAGUCCCAGGUCAAAGAGGUUAAUGUGGAGUUCGACGGCGAUUCUUGA
Messenger RNA from Sphaerulina musiva SO2202, 366 nucleotides. RefSeq lists its product as uncharacterized. The transcript has a single exon. The record is from RefSeq and is a predicted model, not a curated record. NCBI's taxonomy places the organism in Eukaryota, Fungi, Ascomycota, Dothideomycetes, Mycosphaerellales, Mycosphaerellaceae. Bases 1 to 366 code for a protein of 121 amino acids.